CUCCUGAUGAGCACAUCUGCCUGGAGCUUCCUCAGCAGACCAUCUACUCUGACACACAGACCGUUCUUGUGAAGAUCUUGUGAACAUCAUGGCUCUUCCGUCCCACCUGCCCUGGCCCUGGGGAUCCCAGCGUGCCCGUAUUGCUUUUGCCAUCUCAAACGCACUGGAGGUUUCCCUACCCGAGUGUGAAUCUUUACCUGGUGUGAUGCCGAGAGGACCCUUGCCACAAACUCUCUCGGUACAGAGUCUUGAUAUGCAUAUAACAGAAAACAAGCAGGCCCACAACACCAGCAUGUACAAGAACUCCAGCCUCAUUGUGCGCAGGAAUAAAGAAUUCCUCAUCGACAUCUUGUUUGACCGACCCUUCGAUGAGACCCAGGACACUGUGCAACUGGAGUUCAUGAUCGGCAGUGUACCUGAUGAAAAUAAGGGCACCUACAUCACUGUGUCCUUCGGAAGUGUGAAGACUGAGAGUAGCUGGAGGGGUCGCCUGUUGGAAAAACAAGGCAAUAGUAUCAGAGUGGGUAUAACACCCGAUGUCCAAAGCAUCAUUGGCCGCUUCUCAACGUUUGCAGUAGUUGUGAAUGAAACAGGAAAAAGGCGGACUGAGAAGAACUCUGCCACAGAUUUCUAUGUGCUGUUCAAUCCUUGGGACCCUUCGGAUCAAGUGUACAUGCCCAAUGAAGCUGAAAGACAGGAGUAUGUGAUGAACGAUGUGGGCACCAUUUACAAUGGAGAAAUAAACGACAUUUCCUUCCGUUCAUGGAACUACGGCCAGUUUGAAGAAGGGGUUCUGGAUGCCUGUCUUUUCAUAUUGGAUUCUGGGAAAAUGCCGCUAAUGUAUCGUGGGAACGCCACUGAAGUAGCUCGGCAAGCAUCAGCUCUGAUGAAUUCCAUUGAUGACAAUGGUGUCCUGGCUGGAAACUGGACUGGUGAUUACUCCAGCGGCACAGCACCCACCGCCUGGACUGGAAGUGCUGAAAUCCUUCUCAAAUAUGCCAGUAAGGGCGGUGCGCCUGUGUGUUUUGCUCAGUGCUGGGUGUUUGCAGGCACGCUCAACACUUUUUUCCGCGCCCUCGGGAUACCUGCACGGGUCAUCACCAACUACUGCUCUGCUCAUGACAACGGAGGCAACAUAAAGGCAAACAUCAUGCUGAAUCCAGAUGGGAGUGUGAACAGAAAAAAAACAAGAGAUUCAAUCUGGAACUACCACUGCUGGAAUGAGGUGUUCAUGAAGAGGUUUGAUCUGCCUGACCAAUACUCCGGCUGGCAGGUGGCUGACUGCACCCCUCAGGAGACCAGUGAUGGUCUGUACCGAUGUGGCCCGACUUCUGUCAAAUGCAUCAAAGAGGGAGAUCUCAGCUACUCGUUUGAUUCACGAUUUGUCUUUGCAGAGGUGAACAGCGAUGUGGUUUUCCAUCAGUUUGAUAAGUAUGGAAACUCAAAGAUUGUCCACGUGGACACCACAUAUGUAGGACAGCUCAUUGUCACCAAAAGGCCCAACACUAACGGCUACAUUGACAUCACCUUGAACUAUAAAUAUCCAAAAGGCAGUGCUGAGGACAAACGUGUCAUGCAGCUGGCCGAGCGCCGGGGCAUUCCUAAGAGGAAAUACUCACCACUGCCUGAUGCAGGCGUGCAAAUCGACAUUAAGGCUGAAACUAUCAAAAUUGGGGAAAACUUCACCCUGACGAUGAACAUUAAGAACCAGACCAGCCAAACCAGCACCGUCAGUCUCACUGUCACUGGCUGCGCGAUGUACUACACGGGUCUCACCAGCUCAACUUUUAAGCUUGAGAACUACAGUUCAACUGUGGACGCCUGGCAAACUACACCUGUGACGAUGAAAGUCCAAGCUGCAGAAUACAUGUCCUUCCUGGUGGAACAAUCCAACCUGCUCUUUGUGGUGCAUGGGCAAGUUAACGAAACUGGCAAAUCCGUUUCAGCAAUGAGGGUUAUCAAUCUCCGUCCUCCUGAACUCAUGAUGAAGGUGACUGGAGUGCCCCAGGUUGGCAGGGAUCUCAUGGUCAGCGUGUCAUUCCAAAACCCUUAUAACUUCACACUGAAAAAUGUUCAGCUCCGUCUUGAUGGAGCUGGUCUUACACCAACCAAAGUCAAAUCAUACGACCAAGUUGCACCAGGUGGCUCAGUGCAAUAUACAGACACCAUCACCCCUUAUUCUCCAGGGAGGAAGGUGUUGAUAGGCUGUCUGGACUGCAUCCCACUGAGUCAGAUCACCAAUCAGCUGGAAAUCAACGUGGUUAACUGAUUCCCACAAGACAACCGUAGAGAAAAGAUAGAGAGGAAUGAGGAAAGGGCUCUCAGUACCAUUUUUUGCUUUGCUUUGCUUUCUUAAAGAUAAACUAUUGCAGCCAAUGUUCAUGUUUUCCCUUAAUAACCAUACCUGCUAACACUGGACUGUUAAAGAUAGAUUGUUUCGAAAUUUCCACUGGACCUGUUCAAUUCAUAGACUUAAACAUGUCUGAAACAUUUAGUCAAAAGUAUUAUGCGAAAUCACAUUUAUAAAGGGUUUAAACGCAGUAGUGUGGCAACAGUCUGCAGAAACUCUUUGAUUGACAUUCUCUCUUUGUACGUGACUUCAGAGGAAAGCCCCACCCAUUAUCUGCCACAUUAGCCUAGUAAGUUGGUGUUGUUUUUGAAUCUGCCACUAUGCUGACACAGGCAUUUGUAGCUCUGCCUUUUUUUGAAAAGAGCACAAUCUCAUUUGAAUUUAAAGCGACAGUCAUCAAAAUGCCACAAUUAGGAUUAAAGCCUAAAAUGCCUGGGGACAUCAGAGACGUAUUUUACCGCAUGUGAAAAGUGGCAUAAUAGGUCCCCUUUAAGAAAUUAAAUUAAGUAAAUUCUUGGUCUAAUCAUAUGUGUAUGGCUAUAAUGCUUAAACAGGUUUCUUACCUCAGCAGAUUAUUUUUAGAAACUCCUUAAAUCAUUAAGUAAAGCAAAGAAGUGCAAGUCUAAGAAUUUGAGGAGGACAAUUUGGUCAUUUCUAAUUUUGGGGGUGGGAUAGUAUCACUAUAGUAUACAGCAUACAAACAAACCAACAAACACACUAACAAACCAACCAACCAACAAACCAUAAAACAAACAAACAAAACACCAUUAAAAACAUAUAAGCUGGUUCUUUUGAAGAUGAUUUCGCCUAUACGUACUUUUAUGUCACAUCAACAUUCAUAUCCAUUUUCAUGUCAACUUGCCUGGAGAUCUAAAAACUUUUUAGCAAAGCGCGGUGAAAUGAGUCACUACUCCAGGUGGAUGAGUGGAGGGAAAAGUGUUAGCAGGUAUGCCUUUGACAUUACUAUUUCCAUAUGUGUCCGAAACUGUUGUGUGCUCCUAAGAAAAUGUUUUAGAAUUUUUUUUUCAAACACUCUGGUUUUUGAAGGCACAUGUCUAUUUUUUCCUCUUAAACUACAUGUUAAUCAACAUUAUAUGAUAGUUUGUUGGGUAACUGUACUAACUACUAAAUGCUGAUUUUAUCUGCUUUAAUGCCAUGGAGUGAUUUACUAAUGUACACUAAUAAUAAAUGUUUAGCAUGGAA
Molecule: messenger RNA, 3553 nt
Organism: Danio rerio (zebrafish)
Lineage: Eukaryota; Metazoa; Chordata; Actinopteri; Cypriniformes; Danionidae
Source: RefSeq, a predicted model, not a curated record